Molecule: messenger RNA, 2768 nt
Organism: Neocloeon triangulifer
Lineage: Eukaryota; Metazoa; Arthropoda; Insecta; Ephemeroptera; Baetidae
Gene: Hsc70Cb
Product: heat shock 70 kDa protein 4
Exons: 12
Coding region: 160-2553 (797 amino acids)
Biological process (GO): protein folding
Cellular component (GO): nucleus; cytosol
Molecular function (GO): ATP-dependent protein folding chaperone; ATP binding
Source: RefSeq, a predicted model, not a curated record
AUUCUCGAAUUUUCGUCAUUUCGCGUUUGAACCUGUCACCUCAUGUUUCUCUGUCCAGCGUGAUUAAAAAGCCUGCCGCAUUGCUGUGUUGAAUUUUGUUUGGAAGCCGAAAUUUCGGAUCUGUGAUUGAACUUGUAGAAAUUUUUGAUUGCGGCCAAGAUGUCCGUCAUCGGAAUUGAUUUUGGAAACGACUCUUGUUACAUCGCGGUCGCCAGGGCCGGCGGAAUCGAGACAAUCGCCAAUGACUACAGCCUUAGAGCAACUCCAUCAUGUGUGGCGUUCAGCUCGAAGAACAGGAUUCUGGGUGUCGCGGCCCAAAACCAGAUCGUGACCAACAUGAAGAACUCGGUGUACGGCUUCAAGAGGCUGAUGGGCCGGAAGGCUAACGACCCGUCACUGCAAUUUGAACGCAAGUUUCUGCACUACAACUUUGAGGGUGGCGCCAACGGAGACCUGGUCAUCAGGGUGCACUACAAGGACAAGGAGCAGAGUUUCACCCCUGAGCAGAUCACAGCCAUGCUCUUCACGAAGCUCAAGGACAUCGCAGAGAAGGGCCUGCAGACUAAAGUCAACGACUGUGUCAUCUCGGUUCCGUCGUACUACACCUGCUACGAGAGACAGGCUAUUCUGAAUGCUGCCGCCAUUGCUGGUCUAAAUGUCCUGAGACUGAUGAACGAGAAUCUGGCGACUGCUUUGUGCUACGGCAUCUACAAGCAGGACAUGCCUGAGACGGACGAAACUGCUCGAAACGUAGUCUUCGUCGACUGGGGCCACUCGUCCUUCCAAGUGUCAAUCACUGCCUUCGUAAAAGGCAAACUUAGGAUGCUAUCCUGUGCUGGAGAUGGCCAGUUAGGCGGUAGGGAUAUAGACAUGAUUCUAGCCGAGCAUUUUAGUGAUGAGUUUGUGUCAAAAUACAAAAUCAACCCCCGAACCAAUGGCAGAGCAAUGCUCCGGCUCCUCACUGCAGUUGAAAAACUCAAGAAACAAAUGUCUGCAAAUUCAACAAACCUCCCUUUGGCCAUUGAAUGCUUUAUGAAUGACAUUGACGUCAAAUCCGACAUGAAGAGAGAUGAUAUGGAGUUGCUCUGCAGUCACCUAUUUUUGAAGGCGGAGGCAGUGAUGCAGAAAUGCCUUGAUGAUUCAGGUCUGCAAAUUAAGGACAUUCACUCCGUUGAAAUUGUUGGAGGCUCCAGCAGAUUGCCAGCCCUCAAGAACUUGAUCCAGAAAGUCUUUUGCCACCAACCGAGCACCACUUUGAAUCAAGAUGAGGCUGUGGCUAGAGGAUGUGCCCUGCAGUGCGCUCUGCUCUCACCAGCUGUCCGCGUCAGGGACUUUAACAUUACUGACAUUCAGUUGUUCCCAGUGCAUCUUGCUUGGGAUCCAGAACAGGGAGAAGGAACAAGUGAGCUUGAGGUAUUUCCUCACAAGCAUGUCGUUCCUUUCGUCAAGAUGCUCACCUUCUAUCGAAGCAAUCCGUUUGCUCUUCGUGCUUUUUACAAGGGCGCUAUUCCAUAUCCUGAUCCUAAUAUUGGUGUGUAUAAAAUCCAUGAUGUCCAGCCAAAUGCCGCUGGUGAGAGCCAGAAGAUCAAGGUGAAGGUCAAAAUGACCCUUCACGGGACUUUUGCAAUCAGCUCGGCUGCUAUGCACGAGACAGUUAUUGAGCCAGUCAGUGCCCCUGAACCAAUGGAGGUUGACAACCAGGAAGCUGCAACCCCGGAGGAAAAGCAAGGAGCUCCUCCAGCAGGAGAGUCUCAGGAGGAGGCUGGGAGUCAAAAGGAAGAAAAGAAGGAAAAGAAGAGGACGAUAACAACUGAAUUGCCAGUGCAGUCCAUCACUGGCAGCCUUAAGGCUGACUCCGUUGACGAAUUCCACAAGCAAGAGAUACAAAUGAUCAAUGAUGACCAUGAAGAAAAUGAGCGCAUUGAUGCCAGAAACGCUCUUGAAGAAUUUGUGUAUGAAAUGAGGAGUCAGCUCGGAAGCGAAGAAUGCUUGGCUAAAUAUGUAAAAGAAGACGAGCUCUCCUCCCUGUUUGUUGCACUUGAAAAUAUGGAAACUUGGCUCUAUGAAGAUGGAGAAAACUGCGAAAGGAAAGAUUAUGCUAACCGCCUUUCAGAGUUGAAGUCGAAAAGUGACCCAAUAAAGCAGAGGAAGCUUGAGUUUGAAUGCUUCCCUAAAAUAUUUGAGGACUUCAGCCGCUCCAUCAUGUUGGCUGAAAAGACGGUGAGCCUGGCUAAGUCUGGUCAUGCCGACUACAGCCACUUUACCCCUGAUGAGAUUGGCUCAGUCGAGGAAGCAGUAAAAAGUGCUAUCGCUUUUAUGGAGGAAAAACGAUGCCUGCUGGCCAAGGCGUCCAAGACCAGUGACCCUCCAGUCACAGUCAGCGUUCUGCAGGCAGAAAGAAAGCUCUUUGACUCAAAAGUGAGUGUUCUUAAAAAGCCAAAACCUCAACCACCCGCUGCCGAUCCUCCGAAAGAAAAUGAGACCAACAACAAAGAUGCGAACACGGCGGAAAAUACAAACACAGAUGGCGGCGAGGCAAUGCAGGCUGAAUAAGCGUUUUACAGCACUAAUCAAUUCAUUUCAUACUUAUUGUCACUCGAGCUGCUGUAACUAAAUCCUUCAAUUUCGUCAUGCACUUAACAUUGCACUAAUUUUCGCCUUCUGUGACUCUUUGAAAUGAAAAAUCGCUGCUUUGGAGACCAGUUGCGAAUAACGCGAGCAUAAUUAGUGUGCAAAUAAAUGAAGAGUCUUUUUUUGUCAAUAAGCAA